Dentiscutata erythropus is the source of this 531-nucleotide messenger RNA. The record is from the annotation of a GenBank genome assembly. Lineage: Eukaryota; Fungi; Glomeromycota; Glomeromycetes; Diversisporales; Gigasporaceae.
AUGGCUUCUAAAAAGGAUUAUACUGUCAAAUAUCACGAAGAAAAAAAUACAAAAGAAGACUAUAUGAAUUCUAAAUUGGUUCACAAGAAAGUGACACAAAAUGAAAGCAUCAACAAACAUGUAGUAAAUAAUGAUAGCGUAGACGCGAAAAGGAAACAAGCUAAAAAGAGCGACAAACAUAUAGUAAAUAAUGAUAACGUAGACGCAAAAAGGAAGCAAGCUAAAAAGAGCAACAAACAUGUAGUAAAUAAUGAUAACGUAGACGCGAAAAGGAAACAAGCUAAAAAGAGCAACAAACAUGAUGUAAAGAAUAAGCGUCAAAGAGAAAUGAAAGUGAAUCAUGGCAAAGCGAAACAACAUCAUGAUAGAAAGAAUAUGAACAACAUAGAUGAGAAAUUUCAAAAACUUAAAAAGAGUCAGCAACACGGAUCAGAUAUACAUGAAGAGAUUAAAAAUAAAAAUGAACAAAUGAAAGUAAAUGAAGAAAAUUAUAGCUCUACGAAUUUAUACCGUUAUAUUGCUCUUAUGUAA